AUGGAUAAGCUUCAGUACAGCAAAUGCCCGCUAAAAAAGCGACCGAUUCCGGUGGAGCACACGCACGAGGAUCAGUUGAGUCAUGACGAAGGACCCGUUGAUCUCAGUGUGGCUGCCGCUGCAGUGCCGCUCGAUCAGACCGUUCAGUGGUCCAAUAAAACGGAGCCCCAGCCGGUGACUACAGAGUUGCGUAAACGCUUCGAUGCAGCCAUGACGCAAACCAAAGAGCAGCUGGCGCGACGCAUUUGGGAGGAGACGCGUGAGAUUGCGCGUGCCUUUCCCGAUGUCUUCACCCGCGAAGAGAUCGCCAAGAGUCUAGUCCGCCUAGGUUAUGGUGAUUUUGACCUGCCACCAGAGGAUGAGGUCAUGGAGCCAGAAAUAGAUACUCCCUACUCGAACGUCACCCCACCACCUGCGGAGUCCAUCGUCAAGGUGGAGCAAACAGAGCUGGACUACACUGAAGAGCAGCAGCAGGCUCAGAUGUUUGGCCUGCGUAACUACAACAACAAUCUGCUGAAGAGCAUAGCCGACUAUGAGGAUUGCAUGAAAAUUCCAAGCCCACAAACACAAUCCAUCGCUUAUGGCAGCUACAAAGAGCCUGUGCAGCCGGAAGAUUUGAGUCUACGGCCCGAACUACCGCAGCGACGCGUGCUAAGUGAGAAUAUCAAUUUGCACAAUGUGGCACGCGCGCUUCUAAGUAUGCAACACAUGGCGCCAGAGCAACACAUGGAGCCCGAACAUUGUGUGGACGUGGACGUGGAGAACGACGCGGGCGCCCACUUGAACAUGAAGAUCAAGAGCAGCAACGAUCUCUACUACCAGUGUCAGCAAUGCAACAAGUGUUAUGCCACCUAUGCCGGCCUGGUCAAGCAUCAGCAAACACAUGCCUACGAGAGCACCGAGUACAAGAUCAUACGCAGCAAUCCAAGUGGAUCGGGUGGUCCGAUUGUGGAUCAGACCGAGUUCUGCACCGAUCAGGCCUCGGCCCUGAUUCAGGCGGCCAAUGCAGCCUCGGCGCAGUCCAUGCAGAAGCCGGUGGGGGUGCCGCGCUAUCAUUGCAAGGACUGUGGCAAGUCCUACUCCACCUACUCGGGUCUGACCAAGCACCAGCAGUUCCACUGCCCGUCCGCCGAGGGCAACCAGGUGAAGAAGGUGUUCAGCUGCAAGAACUGCGACAAGACCUACGUCUCGUUGGGUGCCCUCAAGAUGCACAUCCGCACCCACACGCUGCCCUGCAAGUGCCCCAUCUGCGGAAAGGCCUUCUCGCGUCCGUGGCUACUGCAGGGCCACAUCCGCACGCACACGGGCGAGAAACCCUUCAGUUGUCAGCACUGCAAUCGCGCCUUCGCCGACCGCUCCAAUUUGCGCGCCCACAUGCAGACGCACUCGGACGUGAAGAAGUACUCGUGUCCCUCCUGCACCAAGUCCUUCUCGCGCAUGUCCCUGCUGGCCAAGCAUUUGCAAGGUGGCUGCCAGCCCUCGCCCGGGGCCGUGGACCACCAGUCAGCAGUGGCCGGCUUCAAUCAGCAGCAGUUGCAACAGCAUCUGCAGGGUCUGGGCGGCCGGGACAGUUACUCCCCCAGCGGCAGCUACGAGGGCGCACCUCAUCAGGUCUACUACGCGGGCAGCGUGGGCAGCAGCGGCGGCGAGGACGAGGAGGACUACGGCAUGCCUCCACAAAUGGGGGCUCAAGCCUCAGUGCUCUACUAA
Scaptodrosophila lebanonensis is the source of this 1710-nucleotide messenger RNA. RefSeq names its product zinc finger protein 569 (gene wor). Bases 1 to 1710 code for a protein of 569 amino acids. Gene Ontology annotation, biological process: regulation of DNA-templated transcription. The transcript has 3 exons. The record is from RefSeq and is a predicted model, not a curated record. Gene Ontology annotation, molecular function: RNA polymerase II cis-regulatory region sequence-specific DNA binding; DNA-binding transcription factor activity, RNA polymerase II-specific. NCBI's taxonomy places the organism in Eukaryota, Metazoa, Arthropoda, Insecta, Diptera, Drosophilidae.